UUCACGUGUUUUAAGAUAUAUACCAUUCUUAAAUUCAACGAACGUAGCUUCAAAUAUUUUCAUCAUGUUGAGUUAUUUAUGACAAUAUAGACGCUUCAUUUCUCUCAAAUAUACCACCUGAUUGCUCAAUUUUGUUUGUAUUUUGACAACUGAAGAUUGAAAAUACCAGAAAAAUAACCAAAAUAUAUGAUUUAAUCAAUUUAACCAGCAUGGAAAAACAACGAAGUUUCAAAUAUUCUCGUUACAAAUAAUUUAAUUCGGUCAAUUAAAAAAGCUCAGUUUAAUCUAGAACUAGUUUGCUACUUUUUCAAAAAAUAUUUUAAAUAUUUCCUGAGUUUUAUAAAGUUUCUGGACACUUCAUUUAAUUCAGUUUAUACUGAAAAAAAUCAGUUUUAUCAUUUAAGUUACUGGCUAGUCUUCAAAAUGUCUUCCAGUUUGACGUCUCAACUGGACUUCGACUUAGAGUUCUGCACAGAAACCGUAGAAUGCAGAGUGUUCGACUUACACACAAAAGUGUCUGAGGAUGACCACAGGGUGGGGUUGAUAGUGGUUGGGUGUCUGUUGUCCAUAUUAGUUGGGGGCCUAAUCGCGUUUGUGGUGUGCAGAACGUGUCUGAGAAAACGACUUCUUACAAAGGCAAAAGCAGUGUCAGACCAAAAAAAUGCAGACAAAUACGAAGAGCGCCUCAAUAUGAUAGAACGAAAGAAACAGGCCCGCUUAGUACAACUGCAUCAAGACAGCAGCGAGGUCUCAUCGACAAGUUGCAGUGACAACGAACCAUCAUCAGAAGACGAAGAAAAAAUAGACACUGACUACUUGGAAAAACUGAGCCAGCCUUUACCUGAUGAAACAGCGUCAAAAGAAGAACUAGAAAUGAGGGCAGCUGAAGUGAGGUGUGAACAAGAGGUUCAGAAGGAGGUUGAAGAAGAGGUCAGAGAAUGGGAAGUGGCAGAGAUUUCAACUGAUUUGAAGGCAUUUCACCCCCGAGCGGUUGAACAAACAAAGUCAAAGUGUCUUGCUCACAUAUUAGUGCUGCAUCAGAGAGAACAAGUGGAACGAGAACUUCUUUCGCUCGAAGUAUCUUCUCUCGUGGACCAAUUGUGUGAAUGGAGGUCAAUCAAGUUCAAGUGUGCAGUGCAUUUGGUGAAGAUACUGCUGAAUCCUCUGGUGAAAAAACAGCAGAAGGUGGAUGCAGACAUGGCUGAAUUGUUGAUCAGGCAGUUGGAGAAGAGUUUAGAAGAUGAGUGGUCGGCUGGGGCACGUGAUCUGUUCCUCCGAUUGAAAAGAAUUGAAAAAGAGGACGAAGGAAGAGACAGACUGCACAAAGUAAGCAACAAAAUAAAUGGCAGCAAAUCAGAAAAAGAGAUCGAGGAGGAGUUAUUGUUGCUGAGGAGACGGAAGGAAAGUGCAAUCAGGACUGCACAGUCGGAGUUCCUAGGAGAGACGAGCCGAGUACUAGAGACUUUAGUUGACCUUCUUCAGUCUAAAUUGAGACAGGAGACAGACUUGAGCCUUGAAGAGGUCAGCAACCUCAUACGUGAGCUGAAGAGCUCAAUUGGUCUUAUGGAGCGAAUGAGCAGUGAACAACUAUUCGAUCAGCACAUGAUAUCGCGGAAGCUGUUUGAAAAAAGACGGAAACUAGCCUUACCUCUCGCCCUGCGCAGAACCCUCCGAGACCAGCUGAUCCACAACAGCCUAGACAGCAUGACACUUAUUCUGAAGGGGAAGGGAGGGGAAAUUAGUGAGAAGCAGUUGAAUGAAGCUGUGGCUCAGUAUGAAUCGAUGUUUAAAGAGUCUGCCAAUCAAAAACUUGCAGGCGAGAAAGCGUCGUUGCAGUCUCUGAGCAGCAGACUCGCAGACGAAAGGGACAAGAGAGUGGGUGAGGUGAAGGGGAAACUGGAGGCGGAUGAGAAGGAAGAGUUCUUCGGAAGGGUGGCAAAGACUAUCAAGAAACCAGACCAAUUCGUACAGGAGUUUCUGCAGUUCCUGUCUAAACAGAGGGAAGAUAUUUGGACUCUGAUUGGCCAGUUGGACGAAGAAGAAGCAAAAACUGUAGAAAAGGAAUCAAUCAACCCGAAAACAAUUUCAUGUGAGGCGGGGGAUUCUGAGAAAACAUUCACAGAUUGGCUUGUGAGACAAAACAUGGUGGCGAACUCAGAAGUGAAUUAUGUUUUGAAGUCAUUUGAGAACCAGCAGAAAAAGUUUCUCGAGAGAAAGUCAGGGCAGCUGAAAGAAAAGGUUGACGAGAUAUCAAAACAGUACACGGCCAGCAAAGAUAUAAUAUUGAGAGAGGUCUCGUCUGUGAAAUCGGACAUCAAGCAAGUUUCGACAAAGCUUGAAAACUCACUGAACAAACUACUUGAUCGUCAAAUUGGCAUGGAAGAAAGGGCUAAAGAAGUGAUACAAGCAGAAUUCGAUUAUGAAGUCUCAAAAAUUAGCUUUAUUUUGACAUCACAGAAACUUAUGAAUUUGAAAAUUUAUGAGUUUGAACGUGGCGAUAGACUGUGUAAAAUGCAAGUGUACAAAGACAGACAGAGAGAUGAUCUUCUUAUGAUUGCCUUCAACCAGAGAGAAUCAGCUCAGAAAGAUCAGGCCAUCAAACUGAGUUUCGAGAAGAAACGAGUCGAAUUUGAAAACUCAAGAGCUGAGCUCAGCAUGCGAAACCAAAUAUCCUCAGACACUAACUCGGCAGUCAAAAAACUGGAGGUCAAACUAAGUGAACUGAUGGGAAAGGUCAACUGCCAACUAGCAAGACGAACUUUGCUGACCCGAAGACAAAAUAAUGCCCUGGAGUCAAUCGAUGCAAAACUCAGAGAAAUAUUGUUGGAAAAAGCUGAAAAUGACCCAAGUUUCAGUACAACAUUGACAAAAUUAAUUCAGGAGUUUGAAAUGGACGACAAACAACAUGCAAAAAUGACCUCGGAUUCUAAAAAAGAGGAGCAAAGGGUGAAAUUCAAGAAUAAAACAGCGGCAAGAUUGGAAGUUGCAGAAGAAAAAGUUGGAAAAGAGAGUUUAUCAGAGACUAAAAAACAAGUAAAAGAACAUGAAAUUAAGGAUGAAGAUAUGAGGAAACUUCUUCUAAGCGAGAAUAAAGAGAGAAAGUUGAAUGAAGUGAAGAGGGAUUUGAAAGAAGAAGAAGCUUUGGAUUUAAAAUUACUGGAGCGAAAACUGAAAAAGGACUACGACCAAAAUAUAGAGGAAAGCAGGAAAGAACUGAUAGGCAAACUUGCUGCGUUUGGAGAAGUGACUGAAAGCGAGGUCAAAGAGCUACUCCUCAAUGCAAUCAUCGAAAACGGAGUUGAGGGCGAGAAAGCAAAACAGUUAGGGAAGGACAUUAGAAAACGGUUCAAAGCGACAAAAGACGAAAUAGCCGAAAACAAAAAGAAAAUGAGCAGAAAAAACAAAAGGAGGCUCAAGAAUGAGUCAUCGCCUGCCGCUUCUGUUCACAAUGAGUCAUCAGCCAAUAACUCAGAAGAAGAAAGGUCAUCAAACACACAUACGGAAUAGUGAAGGGCGUUCUGCUCAUCAUAGUGGAUUAAGUGUCUUUGUAGUUUUAUAUUGUAAAUUGUAAAAGUUAUAUAUUCAUAAAAACCAAAGUUUUGUAAAUAAUAGUAUUGGGGUCCCUGAAAAGCCUGAUGUUUUUGAAUAAAAAUUCAAAAGUUCAACAGG
This is a messenger RNA of Symsagittifera roscoffensis, 3669 nucleotides long. Its product is annotated as myosin-9-like. The record is from RefSeq and is a predicted model, not a curated record. The transcript is spliced from 17 exons. The coding region runs from base 424 to 3507 and encodes 1027 amino acids. NCBI's taxonomy places the organism in Eukaryota, Metazoa, Xenacoelomorpha, Acoela, Convolutidae.